UCUCAUGUGUACGUGGCCAUUAAAAUUUAACAAAGAUGUAAAGUUAUGUUACAUGUGUUGGUUGACUCCAUAAAGAGAAUGUGUCUUUGAUUAUUUUGCUGGUUCUCCUACCUUCGAAAAGAUGUUGCCGAUAACGGAUUAUCAAAAAAUUGGAAUUGGUGUGACAGGAUUUGGUCUGUUUUUUCUAUUCUUUGGUGUGAUAUUCUUCUUUGACAAAGGUCUGCUUGCCAUUGGAAAUAUUCUUUUCAUAUCUGGACUGACAUUAGUCAUUGGUCUGGAAAGGACAUUUAGAUUUUUUUUUCAAAGACACAAACUGAAAGGUAGCGCUUUCUUCAUUGGUGGCAUUUUUGUAGUUUUGAUUGGUUGGCCUAUGGUGGGAAUGGCCCUGGAGUCUUACGGUUUUAUUCUAUUGUUUGGGGGAUUUCUUCCAGUAGUCGUUAACUUUCUAAGAAGAGUACCAUUUAUUGGUAACAUAUUAAAUAUACCUGGAAUAAGUUCGGUCGUCAACAAGAUUGCUGGAGAUCCGUCAAAUUCCAUGGUUUAAUAUGUUUUUAAAAUUACAUGAUAAAGAUCGAGGGUUCUCAGUCCAGUAUUCUGAUUAUAACAACAUGUCUCGGGUAAAAAUCCCGUAUAGAUCUGUCACAAAUAUAAAAAGCACGUGAUACGUAGAUUAAUAUAUGACAUGCUAAGAAAAUUAUGCAAAAUAGUCAAGUAUAUCCGCCUAACUUGGAUAUUUUGGAGUAGCUUAGCCAGCCCACAAAUUUGUCGUGCUAUGUAGAUUUUUGAUCAUUAGCAAUAUUCGUUUCUUAAGAAUUUUUUUCACACUGAUUGAACACCAACUAAGUUAUGCAUGAAUUAACUUAGGGGCUGACUACGCCACUGGUCUUAAUAUAAAAACAACUCUAGCUUUGUUGAUGUAAAUUAUUUUGUAUUAUGCACGUUGUGAGUAUAAUGGUUACCACAGAUUUAGAACUAAACCCACUGCAAUUCAAACAUCGGAAAUCAUCCAUCACAAGAUAGCUUUAUUCUAUUUGUAUUAUCAGAAUACAAAACACGUUUUAGACCUACCUUUAAGAGUCCACCUUUUCUUGACUGAACGUGCCUACGAAAUGAAUAAAAUUGUGAUUUGAUAAAA
Xenia sp. Carnegie-2017 is the source of this 1135-nucleotide messenger RNA. Its product is annotated as vesicle transport protein GOT1B-like. Gene Ontology annotation, biological process: retrograde transport, endosome to Golgi; endoplasmic reticulum to Golgi vesicle-mediated transport. The transcript has 5 exons. The coding region runs from base 122 to 544 and encodes 140 amino acids. The record is from RefSeq and is a predicted model, not a curated record. Lineage: Eukaryota; Metazoa; Cnidaria; Anthozoa; Malacalcyonacea; Xeniidae. Gene Ontology annotation, cellular component: endoplasmic reticulum; membrane.